CAUUAAAAGCGCAAUUUCUAAUUAGUGGUAGAUUUCAACACUAAAAACUACAUUUUCUGAUUGAUUUUAGACUGAUAAUUUAAAAUGCACAUGUGACUUCAGCAAUGGAGUCCUCCUAUCUUGGGGAACAAUAUGAUAAAAAUGAUUCAUUUUUUAAAACUAAAACGUCUUUGCAAUCAAAUGGAACUAUCCGAUCAAACAAAGACAAGGAAAGCGGAAACAUAUCUGAGAUCACAGCAGAGGUUAAUGUCACCAAGAUGAAUGGAGCGUCCGAUGGAGAGGAACUGGGCCGACAACUUCCGGUGACUAUGACUGCAUCAAGUGACAAAGCGGGGAAACUACUAUCCCCACCACUUUUACCGUCACCCGGUGGCCAUACACUGCAGCGCCUUGAGCCCGAGGGCUCCGACGCACCGACUGAGAGCGGCCCGGGAGUUAAGGGCGAGUUUAAUCGGGCUCAGCACGAAACAGUUGAACAUUAUGCGGAGUCACACCGACCAGAAGAUGCACCUUCAAAACAAAGCACUCGUGUAUCGCUCGUCGCGACUUUAAGAGAAACUCCGCCGCCCACAGAGAACACACGAAUGAGCGAUGGUUCUGAGCAAAACACAGGAAGUCCAACUCGACCUUCAAGUGAUUCUACCAAAGUCGAGCAGGAGAGUCGAGCGAAUAUGUCGCACCUGACUUCAAAACAGCGGCCUCCUAGCAGAACCUCGUAUAACUUACUAGACUCACAGUCAGAAGAACAAGGACCCGAAGGCGAUGCACAGAGCGCCGUCCAAGUAGAGAUCUCAUCGCCAAAACCUAUGGGAGAAAGCCAAGAAAGUGUACAACACAUAGAAAACUCCAAAAUAGACUCUCCAGAUGCGCUAAUAGUGCCAGAAAACCGAACGCGGACUUCCCCUGAAGGUUUAGAUCACAGCUCUGACGAAAAGGGGAGCGGGGGAAAAUAUAAGUCUGCUGAUGAUGAAUUAAACCCUUACUUUACCGGCAGAUUGCCGACGCUGCUCCUUCGAGAGCAAACGAUUCAGCCCGCCAAUGAAAAAUUCUCCCAUGGCCGUGCGAAUCAGGAUUCUACUAGAGAACUCAACACAGCUAAAGAAAAAAGUCAGGAAACAAGAAGAGAACAAACUUCUGCUGACAAGGAUGACAAAGACGCACUUACAUAUUCGCCCACGAAUAAGCAAGACACACAUACGCCAAAGACUGAAACUCGCAACGCAAAGACUGAACAUGACACAAAGAAUGUAACUGAUGCUACACCUUCUUCGAACAGCAGCGCAAUACCUAUGUCCAGCAGAGAAGUACAGGACAUUCUCAAUGAAAUAAAGUCAGAUAGUCACAAAUAUGCACUCGUCAAAGAGAAGCCAUUGACCCCAAGAAACAACAAAGAAAAGGAAGGAACAGGUCUGUCCGUCAUACACUCGGUCGCGGAAGAAAACGGUGUGAAUUUGGAUGCUGAAGAAAACAGGCGUGGACAAUAUGAGGGUUCACGCAUGACUCUUAGCGACAUUGACGCAGUCACAUCAAAAGUUGUUGGAACUACACACGUAAAGGAUCGUCAAUCUUAUUUUGACAACUUACCACAAGUUAAGAACAUCGAUUCAUAUGUUGCAGCUAAUAAGCUCCCACGUGAAAAUUCUGAGGUACGAGUAGAAACAACCAAUGAAAGAAGUAAAGAGACACACGACGUGAAUCAAUACGAAAGAAAUACAACUGAAAAUACUGAAGGCAGAACUUCAACGAAAACGCCAGAUAGUCAUGGGAGCACAGCUGGAGGAUCAGAUUAUCGAAAGGACAUGCUCCCCCAAAUUGAAAAGUCCACACAACUAGCGGAGGUCGACGAGAAACCGCCGUUACGGGAUUCUGAAGAAGUUGCGUUACGGGAUAUUAUUGCCUCCGCAAAGCGCGCAAUAGAUCAAGGCCACGAGUCGGAAGAGGAAACCGAUGACACACUGACGGAACUUGCAACCACUGACGCCUCCCGGAUAUCCGUUCAUGGCAGUCACGUGUCUCAGGUCGAGCGGGCGUCCAGGGGAGGGCGGCAGGAGCGGAGGGAGUCGGAAGUAUCCACCACCGUCGACGAAGGCGCACUUAUUUGUUCGAAUUGUAUGCGGGCCGACAGCAACGUGCAUAGCUCGGGUUUUUGUGGUGUUUGCAAAAAAUACCUUUGCAGCACGUGCAUAACUGUGCACACGAUGGAUUCAAAAACCUCACAUCACGAGAUACUGGCUUGUUACUGUAAAAACGAACUUGGAAUUAACAAGUACGUUAAAGCCACAGCGUAUUGCAGUGACUGCGUUGCCUUCCUCUGCAGUAAAUGCUCACUUGAUCACGUUGGAAAACGUAUUUACAAAAGGCACAGAGUAAUUCAAAGUUCGUUCGUAAUGAAGCCACACAAUAAGAAAACUUCAUCAAUGCAGUUUCUGAACAACAUUCAGGACCAUUUUGAGCAUGAAUUAGCGAAAAGAACUAGUCGCAGUGACAAAUCCAGAAAAGAAAAACAGAGAAAAAGCAUGAUAGAAAAACAAAGAUCAAACCCGUACAAGGUCGCUUACAGUAAUGUUCUACCAUCACUUUAUCCGGGGCCAAAUAAGGCGUUAGGGGCGUCCUACGCAAACAACCCUAAUUGGCCCCAGACCAGCAUCCCCAGCCUCCCCUACCUGGUUCAGCCCGGGCCCCUCCGCCAGCGUCUUUUGGACAACCCCUACAUCACCCAGCAUCGACCUCUGGGGUACGCGGGGGGUAAGGAGAUCAACGACACUCUACAAGACGUCAAGCUCAAGCAGAUGAAGUCAAGGUACGGAGUUCGGGAGAUAGCGCAAGUGUUUAAGCUUCAUGGCGGAAGUAGACCGAUAUCGAGACUGAGCAUGACACCAGCAGGGACAAUGAAGAGUUUCACGACUCACGGACGGACGGAGGGCGGCGUCACGGUGAACAUAUACCCAGAACCCACCCUCAUGCACGCAGAGUACCUGAACGAAAAAAAUCUGUCCAUUCCAUUUCCCAGUGGAGAGAAACCUGUCGAAAUUAGCGCAAUGGUGAUCUUAAUGAACGGACACCUUGUGGUUUUUGAUAAAAAUAACAAUAAUAUCAAAAUCUACAACAAAACAUUCCGAUGUAAGGCCGCUCUGCAGUUUCACAACAGGAUUGUUGACAUCGCGGCGUCAAAUCUUUGCCCCACCGACAUUUACACGGCCACUCCACGGCACAUGUAUGAGAUUUCCAGUAUAAAGGGAUUGGAGCUGACCAAAAAAUUCAACGUGGGCGUAAGACGCAUUGAAGGGCUGGCUUGCUGGAAGUACGGUCUUGUAGUCAUAUCAAAACAGACGGAAAUAACGUGGGAACUUCGACUGUUCGAUUAUCGAGGUAAUGUGAAAAGUAAACUAGAAGUUCUCAACCCUUUUACAUCGGAUAUUGCGGCUAAUAAGUUGUAUCACGUAACGACGUCACGCGGCGGCAAAUACCUGUCAAUUUCCGAUGCAAAAAACGGCUGUGUAAUCACGAUUGACCUGCUCGGCCGGAAGAUUGCCGCCGAGACCAACCUGAAACAAUCAAGCAACGAUGCUACGCUGGAAGAGUUGCAGGAAGAAACUGACGCCAGUAGUAAUACAGCGGAUAAUAAGAACGUCGACGUCACGCCGACGUAUCUGACGUCGGACAGCAACGAUAAUGUGUACGUAUCGUGCGAUGGACGUGUCCUGCAGGUGUCUCGACGAGGGGACCUCGUGGGAACGGUUAUUGAUGUCCCAGGGGAGGGGCGCUCGAACGGAAGCAUCGUGUUCAACCGCUCCAAAAAGCGGUUGUACGUCCAAACUGGGACCGAUUCUAUCAUCGUGUACAAGAUACACGCGUAACCCGCGUUCGGUCUCAGAACAAAAACACUGGGAAAACGAAAGGUCGAGUCUUUUUGUAGAUUCGAUUUGUACAUAAUAGAUAAACUACCCAUAAUCAGAGUGUAUGUACAUUUAAUAGUGUGCGUUGGAGAUAUUUAAGCCAAUGAUUUUGCCAAGAUUUCUUUUGUGAAUGUAUACAUGUUAUUGUUUGAUUUUUUUUUAAAGUUUAGCAAUAAAGCACUAGAAAUUGC
Molecule: messenger RNA, 4087 nt
Organism: Mya arenaria
Lineage: Eukaryota; Metazoa; Mollusca; Bivalvia; Myida; Myidae
Exons: 3
Coding region: 105-3857 (1250 amino acids)
Source: RefSeq, a predicted model, not a curated record